This is a messenger RNA of Tricharina praecox, 753 nucleotides long. RefSeq lists its product as uncharacterized. The coding region runs from base 1 to 753 and encodes 250 amino acids. The record is from RefSeq and is a predicted model, not a curated record. The transcript is spliced from 2 exons. Lineage: Eukaryota; Fungi; Ascomycota; Pezizomycetes; Pezizales; Pyronemataceae.
AUGCCAACCAUCCUCCUCCUCGGCGGCCACGGCAAGGUAGCGCUGCACAUGACGCGGCUGCUGACUGCGCGGGGUCACAAAGUGCACUCCGUGAUCCGCGACGCCUCACACGUAUCGGAGAUCGCAUCCAUCUCCCCUCUCGCAGUUCCGAUCGUGUCCAGCAUCGAGGAUGCGACCGACGCCUCCGCCGAUCGUAGCAUGGACGGCGUGCAAUGGGUCGUGUGGUCUGCCGGCGCCGGCGGGAAGGGCGCAAAGGAGCGGACUAAGGCCGUCGACGAGGAUGCGGCGAAGCGCUUCAUUGCUGCCGCGAUCCGCGCCCCGGGCGUCAGCAGGUUUUUGAUGGUCUCCGCCAGUGUGGCGAGACGGGAGAAGGCCGAGUGGUGGGAUGAAUUGGAUCUGGAGACGUAUAAAGCCGCGUGGAACGCUAUUCCCGCCUACUGCGCUGCUAAGUGUGCGGCCGAUGAGUUCCUGUGGGACGAGAGUAGGAAGGCCGAGAAGAAGGACUGUGGCUGGGAGGAUAUAUGUCUGCGUCCCGGAGCGCUGACGGAUGAACCCGCGACUGGAAAGGUCGAUCUGGGGCGUGCGAGACUGCCCGGUGGCGUUACGCGGGAGGAUGUGGCCCGCAUCGGCGUGGAGUUGUUGGAGCGCGGCACUGGGGGCACGGGGGUUUGGCUGGAUCUUGUGAAUGGCGACGAGCCCAUCGAGGAGGCGGUUGAGAGGUGUGUUGCACAGGGGGUUUCGGCGCGGGAUUGA